Molecule: messenger RNA, 3588 nt
Organism: Ochotona princeps (American pika)
Lineage: Eukaryota; Metazoa; Chordata; Mammalia; Lagomorpha; Ochotonidae
Gene: TMF1
Product: TATA element modulatory factor 1
Exons: 17
Coding region: 269-3499 (1076 amino acids)
Cellular component (GO): Golgi apparatus; endoplasmic reticulum
Source: RefSeq, a predicted model, not a curated record
AUUUGGUGGUUGUGUACGUGGAAGCGUCUUGCGCAUGCGCAGGCGGGAGCUUUCCCCCUCAGCUGUGCGGGACGAGCCGAGGCUAACAUCCCGGGGUCCGGGGGAGCCUGUCGGGGUCAUGGCCGCUCGCUGACAGGGCCCUGUGAGGGGCGAAGGGGCCGAGGCUGCCCCGCUGCACCCGUCCCGGGCCCUGAGACCUGCGGGCCCGGCGCGCGGCUUUCCCGCUUAUUACUGCCGCCGCCGCCGCCGCCGUUGGCCGGGGAGCGCGAUGAGUUGGUUCAACGCCUCCCAGCUCUCCAGCUUCGCCAAGCAGGCCCUGUCCCAGGCCCAGAAGUCCAUCGACAGGGUCCUGGACAUCCAAGAGGAGGAGCCGGGCGCCUGGGCCGAGACCAUUCCGUACGGAGAGCCCGGAAUAAGUCCUGUCAGCGGAGGAUGGGACAGUUCAAAUUGGGGGCUGAAAUCCAACGCUGAACCUCAGAGUCCACCAGCAGCCUCCCCUAAAGCCAUCACCAAGCCGGUUCGGAGGACUGUGGUCGAUGAAUCAGAGAACUUCUUCAGCGCCUUCCUCUCUCCAGCAGACGUGCAGCCCGCUCAGAAGAGUGCAGUGGUAUCAAAGCCUCCCACCAAGUCACAGCGACCAGAAGAGGAGGUGCAGAGCACCUUGCCUGAAUCCUUGCACGCUGGACAGUCAAGAGCUACGGACCCAACCGACGCAAAAGUGAAAGACUCUUCUUGUGCGUCAGGGGAGGCUCAGACCGCAGACGUUCCAGCUCCGGAACCUGAAGACCAGCAGGAAGAAACUGCUAAGGAAUCUGAUAGCAAGGCCCCAACUGUGCAUUUAAAAGUAUCUGAAGCCGUCGUUAAUGUGAAAACACCUGCAGGAAGUGUACCUCAUCUGUCCACACAGUCUCUCGCCGUGGAAACGAAGGAGCAAAAACACGAAGACAGACAGAGCAAUACACCAUCUCCUCCCAUUAGCACUUUCUCCUCAGGCACUUCUACCACCAGCGAUAUUGAAGUUUUAGAUCAUGAAAGUGUAAUAAGUGAGAGUUCGGCAAGUUCGAGACAAGAGGCCACAGAUUCAAAAUCAAGUCUUCACCUCAUGCACACAUCUUUUCAGCUUCUCUCUGCGUCUGCUUGCCCUGAGUAUAACCGUUUGGACGAGUUCCAGAAGCUUACUGAGAGUUGCUGCUCAUCUGACGCUUUCGAAAGAAUAGACUCAUUUAGUGUACAGUCCUUAGAUAGCCGGAGUGUGAGCGAGAUCAACUCAGAUGAUGAGUUACCAGGCAAGGGGUAUGCCUCAGUGCCGAUCGUCGUUAGUCCGUCAACUCCAAAGCCUAAAAAAACUGAGUCUGUGGAAGGCAAAUCUCAAGAUGAAGUAAAUGAAGCAUUAAUUAUACCCACGGAGGAAGCAGAAAUGGAAGAAAGUGGGCGAAGCGCAACGCCUGUUAACUGCGAUCAGCCGGACAUCUUGGUUUCUCCUGCACCAAUAAAUGAGGAGCAGAGUGAAGCUGCUGAGAGUCAGCCGGAAUCACUUCCUGAGAAGGAAGAUAUUAGCAAGACAGUUGAAUUUCUGAAUGAGAAACUGGAAAAAAGAGAGGCUCAGUUAUUAACACUUAGUAAAGAAAAAGCACUUUUAGAAGAAGCUUAUGAUAACCUGAAAGAUGAAGUGUUUCGAGUGAAAGAAGAAAGUAGUAGUAUUUCUUCGUUGAAAGAUGAAUUCACUCAAAGAAUUGCAGAAGCAGAGAAGAAAGUUCAGCUAGCAUGCAAAGAGAGAGAUGCUGCUAAAAAGGAAGUCAAAAAUAUAAAAGAGGAACUUGCCACAAGAUUAAACAGUAGUCAGACUGCCGACCUUUUGAAAGAAAAAGACGAGCAGAUUCGAGGGUUGAUGGAAGAAGGAGAAAAACUUUCAAAACAGCAACUACAUAAUUCUAACAUCAUUAAGAAAUUAAGAGCUAAAGACAAAGAAAGUGAAAAUACUAUUACAAGGCUGAACAAAAAAGUUAAAGAGCUAGAAGAGGAGUUGCAGCAUUUAAAACAGGUCCUAGAUGGCAAAGAGGAAGUUGAGAAGCAACAUAGAGAAAAUAUUAAAAAACUCAAUACUGUGGUAGAACGCCAGGAGAAGGAUCUUGGCCGACUUCAGGUAGACAAGGAAGAACUUGAAGAAAAGAACCGAAGUAUUCAGGCCGCCCUGGAUAGUGCAUACAAAGAACUUACUGAUCUUCACAAAGCGAAUGCUGCAAAGGAUAGUGAGGCACAAGAGGCUGCUCUGAGUCGGGAAAUGAAAGCCAAAGAAGAACUGUCCUCAGCCCUGGAGAAGGUGCAGGAAGAGGCCCGUCAGCAGCAGGAGACAUUGGCUGUUCAAGUGGGGGACCUUAGGCUGGCAUUGCAACGUGCAGAACAAGCUGCUGCCAGGAAAGAGGAUUAUUUACGCCACGAGAUCGGUGAACUCCAGCAGAGACUUCAAGAAGCAGAGAAUCGAAACCAGGAACUGAGUCAAAGUGUUUCAUCAGCAUCCAGACCAUUGCUUCGGCAGAUAGAAAAUUUGCAAGCGACUCUAGGAUCCCAGACAUCAUCGUGGGAGAAACUGGAGAAGAAUCUUUCUGAUAGGCUUGGUGAAUCGCAGACCUUGUUGGCAGCAGCAGUUGAAAGAGAGCGAGCAGCUACAGAAGAACUGCUUGCCAACAAAAUUCAGAUGUCUUCCAUGGAGUCACAGAAUUCUCUGUUAAGACAGGAAAACAGUAGAUUUCAGGCCCAGCUAGAUUCAGAGAAAAAUAAGCUAAGAAAAUUAGAAGAUCAAAAUAAUCGAUAUCAAGUCGAAUUAGAAAACCUGAAAGAUGAAUAUGUAAGAACACUUGAAGAGACAAAGAAAGAAAAGACACUACUGAAUAGUCAAUUAGAAAUGGAAAAAAUGAAAGUGGAACAAGAAAGGAAGAAAGCCAUUUUCACUCAAGAAGUAAUAAAAGAAAAGGAACGCAAGCCUUUUUCUGUGUCUAGCACUCCAACUUUGUCACGGUCGAGUUCUAUAAGUGGAGUUGAUAUGGCCGGACUACAAACAUCUUUUCUUUCUCAGCAGGAUGAGUCUCAUGAUCACUCAUUUGGACCAAUGUCUGUGUCAGCAAAUGGAAGCAACCUGUAUGAAGCUGUGAGGAUGGGAGCAGGAUCAAGCAUUAUUGAAAAUCUACAAUCUCAGUUAAAGUUACGGGAAGGAGAAAUUACUCACUUACAGCUAGAAAUUGGCAGUCUAGAAAAAACUCGCUCAAUAAUGGCUGAAGAGCUGGUUAAAUUAACAAAUCAAACUGAUGAACUUGAAGAGAAAGUGAAGGAGAUACCAAAACUUCGAACUCAGCUAAGAGAUUUGGAUCAGAGAUACAAUACUAUCCUGCAGAUGUAUGGAGAAAAAGCAGAAGAGGCAGAAGAACUUCGAUUAGAUCUUGAAGAUGUAAAAAAUAUGUAUAAGACUCAAAUUGAUGAACUUUUACGACAGAGGCUUGCUUAACUUCUGAAAAUUGAGUUCUUAGUAAACUGAAUGUAAACAUUUAAUAUCUAACUGCAGACUUCAAUAAAUUCUUUUAUAGAAUUAGAAAA